AGAUGCAAUCUGUUUCUGGAGUCGGGAUGUAAUUCGACGUUGGAAGACAAUGAAAUACAGAGAAAGACCGGUGACCAGCUGUCUCAGGAAGAAAUCUCUCGCGUGGCGGUUGCGAGUUCCUGGAAAGAGUGGCGAAACAAGGAGAAACGCGGGAGGGUGAGUGGCAGAGGUGGACGAGGAGAGAAAAUUGAAGCCACGAAAGAGGAGCACGAAGCAAGUUUGUGGAGGGGAGAAUGGACGAACGCAGGAUGGUUCGUUAUCGACAACCUCGAAAUUUUAGCCAACCGAAAGGCUUAGAGAUACCGCGGUUGUUUCGCUGGCUCCGCCUCUGACAACACCCGAUUGGCUUCCCCGCUCUUUUUGCCUUUGGAUCCCGUCAGUAGGGGUAGACUUGUGCGCCAAGUCCAUGGAUCGGCGGCAGGAGUCGGCUCGUGCGUGCACACUCCCAAAAGCAACGUUCGUGAAGGCAGAUUGAGCACGUCGUGCUCGUCCUCGUGCGUCGCUUCCGGACGCGACAACCGUUCCUUCCGAGACACUGUUCCCCGUGUUUCUCACGCGCUCGACUAUCUGACAAUUGUUCCGUUUCCCUUCUGGUGGCGACUGAUGCCGUUGGACCGUGUUCAGUGUCGCGACGAGAAUGUCUGAUCGGUAGACAGGAUCCGGGGAAAAGGAAAGUGUUUGAACCGUGGAGCAUAGUGAUUUCUUUUGAGACAGUGGAUGGCCUGAUAUGGCAGUGCAGUGACUUGCUUUUACUUGGUUGUUUUCUGUUGGUUUUCCGUUCCGAUCGACGUAUUUUACUUAAGGACCAGAGACGAGACGAGAGUCUCAACCACGGCAGCAAAAUUGAGCUGGACUUGCACCAACGAGCCGCCGGCCACUUUAUGAGAGCCGGCGGCAACAUGUGCGACGGCUCGUUCACGGAGACCUUGCGCGGUAUGCAGGGUAUGCCGGGUACGUCGCCGCCGGGUGGAGCGGGAGUCGGUCCCAUGGGGGUUGGCCUCGGCAGCCCUCUCGGCUCCGCCGCGAAGAAAGUGCAGGUAGAGCACAUCAAGAGGCCGAUGAACGCGUUCAUGGUAUGGUCUCGGCUACAACGGCGGAAGAUCGCCCAGGAGAAUCCGAAGAUGCACAACUCAGAGAUCUCCAAAAGGCUCGGUGCUGAAUGGAAACUUUUAACGGAGGACGAGAAACGGCCCUUCAUCGAUCAGGCAAAGAGGUUACGAGCACAGCACAUGAAGGAACAUCCUGAUUAUAAAUACAGACCUAGAAGGAAGCCGAAAACGUUGCGAAAGGAAGGCUAUCCUUACAGUAUUCCGUAUCCCAGCGUGCCCAUGGACGCGUUUCGUGCUGGAAUGGCCGGCAGUAUGGGACAAGCUGGAAUGGGCUCGUAUUAUGGGCCCGCAGCGGCUUACGGUUCGCUAUCCGCGGCCAGCAUGGCCGCAGCCGCGGCUGCGGCUGCACAACAGUCUGCGGCGGCGAUGUCCGCGGGCCUGGGAGCACCUGCUCAGGUGGUGAGCUCGAUGGACGCCAUGAAGUACUCGAUGGAAGCGGACAAAUACCGGGCAGCGUACAUGCCACCGAGCACCCUGGCGAUGAGCAUGUACUCCGACCCCAAGUACCUGGACUCCAAUCCGAAAUCAUACUUGGACCGGAGCUAUUUAGACUCCGCGAAGGCCUAUUUCGAGCAAUCGAAGCUCUACAUGGACCAGAAGCCGGCUAUCACCGAUUACAAUCGGCCCAGUUACGAGCACAAGCUCUACGACGAGUCCAGUCCAGGCAGCGUGGUCGGCGGUGGUCCGACGAGGUCGCCAGCGGCAGAGUCACCGGACAUGAGCAAACAGCACGAGAGGACCGAGCACGGCUCGUCUAGCGCGAGUUCCACGUCCACAUCGUCGGCAGCGAGUCCUGGCGCGAGUCUACCAGCCUAUUAUCCAGGCCCGGUGCAAACCAGCGGUUUACUUGGACCGCAAAUGAGCCAGUACAGUGGCUAUCAAACGGCACCAACGCCUGGAAACGAAUCGUUCAGACGACCGUUGACUGUCAUCUUCUGACCCGAUAGAACGUAGCUCUGAGCCAUUCUCGACGAGCAGUUGCCCUGAGUUCGGUCCAUCAACGUUUAUUCACCGGAGAUUUAUACGACGUGGCGUACGUAACGCGGAUAGGCGGCGGAUGUUUAUGCACUCGAUGGAACGCGAAAAUUGCCUGGGACAUCGCACUAAACGAAUGUGCGCACGUGCGUGGAGAAAUAUUAGGAAAUACUCUCAAGGUAAAACAUAGAAAAUUCAGGUUGAAAUUGAUAUUUGUUUGAUAGCGUUUAGCGGACGAAUGAAAUGUUUCACAUCGGUUUGUGUGAUUUCUUUAAUUCUUGUUGUCGAGAGAUGAAUUUGCAUAAACAUUCGUGGGUCUUGUCGCGGAUAUUCAUCGUAGCUUCAGAGAGACUUCUUGGUUUUUAGGAGUUAGUCCUUGGGUUUUUAAAAGAGAGAGGAAUUAUGGAAUUAUUGGCAACGUGAUUAUAUCUUGAAGAGUGGAAUUGUUCCUGUUGUUAAGUUGGAAAGAGGAAAAUAAUAAGUUCGAGUUUUCGUACAAUGGCGUUUGUGUUAUUUUAUCGAUUCUUGAUUUAUUGAUUGACAUAUGAAAAAGAAAAAAAUAGUAAAGGUUUUGUUGAAUUUAUGUAUUAUAUGUGAAUGUGUUGGUAAUUAUCUGGUUAGUUUUCUAAAAAUUAGAUUUAAAUUUAUUUAAUAAUAUAAAAGAUUUUCGUUUCAUUUUACAUGUUAUACUUGUGAUUCUAUCAGACUUAAUCAUUUAUUUAUUCUUGGACUUUAAGUGAAUUACAACUCAUAAGAAAUUUUAGUUAUACAGCAUAAAAAAGCUAUAUAGGGGUUCAAUAAAAGAAAUUAAGAAAAGAAAAUUAUUUAGAAACGUAUUUUACACAUAGAAAAAUAUUUGAUUGUUUAAUGUUCAUUAUAAUGCUUUUCUCAUUUUGUAUUCCUCUUUCUCACGAUUCAUAUUUCAACAGAACAAUUCAACUCCAAAAUUAUCACACAUUAACAGCUUGACUAUCACGUGAGUUUACAUUUCAAUUAAAACGUAGUACACAACAAUGCUUCGAACACUUAAUCGCUUCGUAUUUGCCUGUUACCUGAAUUUUUUGGAAAUUUUUUAAUCGGUAAAAUUGAUCUUACCUUGAUCAUUGUACGAUAACCAACGUGUUAAAUACGAAUCUCAAAUUUACCUCCUAAAUCAAGCAAGAAUAAUCUCUGAAGCUAUGCCAAGUUAAAAGUUCGUCUAACGAAGGAAUGUCGAAGAUUUUUGGACCAACGAAUAUAUUAUCACCAAGAAUAUCGCAGUGAAAUCAGGGCUAUCAACGAUGCAGUUCGUUGAAAGCAACAACGAAGUCGAUACUCUCCGUAUUCUAGCCAUCCCCAAGCGUCGCGUCGGGCUCGACACGUGACGAUUAUUUAUCGCAGAUAUAGAGUUUCUUCCAUCCUCGAAAUGGAAUUAUAAAGAAAUUGUACAUAGUCUCCGUGUAAAUAGUGUAGCAAGGAUUAUUAUCGCGCACGACGCUCGAAAACGGUUUUCCUUCACUAACUUACUUCACCCCCAGUCCCCUUUCGCCACCCUGUUCCCAAAGUGUUUUUCUUUUCAAUCCAGUGGAAUUUCCAUAAUUACCGUAGUAAUUAAAAUUCCACGAGAAGCACCUGAAGCAUCGUUCGGAUUAGUCAAAAUGAUUCUAUAUUCACGUGAUGUCAAUUGAAUCUAACUUGGAAACACUUUGUCUCAAUGUGAACCUCUAGUCUCUAAAUUUAAUUUCAACUAUCUCGAAAGACACCGUAAGAGCUUUUGUUUUGAUUUGUUUUUUUAUUAAAAUACGUUUUAUUUAAAAUUAAUUCGGGACUCUUUGAAUUAACUGGAUAAAUAGAAUUUCUAAUUCUAUCAUCGGUCAGUUCACUUGUAUUCGAGUAGCUUGAAACACCGUGCCGAGUGUAAACCUUAUUUUGUUUUUUUUUUUUUUUUAUUUGAAAGUGAAAUUAAAAUUUUCUGAAAUUAUUCUUCGAUCUGAGAGAAACAGCAGUCGCGUGUUGUUUCCAAUUGAAUAUGACUGAUUUGAGAUUUUACGUUAAUAAGUUAAUAAUUAAAUGCCGGAAACUAGCGACAAGCUUGACGAUAAACUAAGUAAAAAUUUUACAUAGUUUUCAAAUCUCGUCUGAUUGUGUCUCGUUUCACGUGAAGUUCUAAAAUUAAAACAUUCCAAAAGAGGAAUUUAUAAUCCAUAAUCUGCAAUUCAACUUGAUUAAUCUGAACGAAACUUCAACAUACGCGUACAUAGUAGAGAACUUGCCCUUUAUCAUACAUUCUGCUUCGAACAUCGACACCCACUUUACUAGAUCGACACGUCCUUUUUAACAGACACAUCGAUAGCAUUAGACGAUUACUAAUUCCACGGUGUUUCGUUUCGAACGAACUUACACAAAGACAGAGAGCAGGAUGAGCAGAAAGCUUCGUGCGAUGGAACCUCUAAAAGGAGAACGUGUUUUUCGUGCGGUCGUUUGAUUCGUAAUCGAUGUACAUAGACCCCUUCGACUCGUUAAAAGAAGAUACAUCGUCGCUUCCUUUUUGCUCGCUUUCUAAUUUCUUUUUUUUUUUGUUUCGUUCCUCUCGCCAUUUUUCAAUCGAAGAAAGGCCAGGAAAAGUCUCUUCGUCUUUCGCUCGUUUCGAAAAGUAUUAAAAAGAUUAGGAAAUAGAAAAUUUUAUUCCUCAUUUUCGUCGAUCCUUUCAUUUUGUUUUUCUAGUUAUUUAUUGUCCACGAGAAUUCUAUUACUAUUCCAAUAAUUACUAUUCCAUUUUCUUUUUUACUUAAUUCAUCACAGAUGUAAACGAACUCGAAAGCUCUCGAGUACGAAUACGACGUUUGAUAACGUUUGAUAAUGACUGGAGAAUCUGUGUAAUGUUAUCAUUUCUUUUCUGGUUUUCCUCUUGGUUCUUGCUAUUUCUCGGUUUGUUUAGUUCCGCGACGAAACUAUUCAGUAAUUUCUCGGUUUCUCUGAAAAAAUGAGAGUGAGAGAGAGAGAGAGAGAGAGAGAGAGAGAGAGAGAGAGAGAGAGUGUGCGCGCUUUUAUAGACGUUUCGCGAGAGAAAACGACGAAGGAAAAAGAAAAGAAUGAGGGAUACACUUUCGUGAAACGUCCAUAACCCGCUGUAAUCUUUGUACUUGUAUCGUUAACGAUAAACCUCUUAAAACUAUACCGAUUAUUCGAGUAUUACGACUUUAAAGCGGCAGAAGUAAUCUAUAAAUAUUGUACUGUCAGUGAGAAAAGCAAAAAUAAACGUUAAGUAUUAUCCUUCGAACUACGUGUGAUCGCCCGU
Frieseomelitta varia is the source of this 5361-nucleotide messenger RNA. Its product is annotated as transcription factor Sox-19b-like. The transcript is spliced from 6 exons. Gene Ontology annotation, biological process: regulation of DNA-templated transcription; cell differentiation; anatomical structure morphogenesis. The coding region runs from base 882 to 2048 and encodes 388 amino acids. The record is from RefSeq and is a predicted model, not a curated record. Gene Ontology annotation, molecular function: RNA polymerase II cis-regulatory region sequence-specific DNA binding; DNA-binding transcription factor activity, RNA polymerase II-specific. Lineage: Eukaryota; Metazoa; Arthropoda; Insecta; Hymenoptera; Apidae.